GAAGCUCUGUUUGGUGCUUUGGAUCCAUUUCCAUCGGUCCUUACAGCCGCUCGUCAGACUCCAGCAGCCAAGAUGGUGAAGCAGAUCGAGAGCAAGACUGCUUUUCAGGAAGCCUUGGACGCUGCAGGUGAUAAACUUGUAGUAGUUGACUUCUCAGCCACGUGGUGUGGGCCUUGCAAAAUGAUCAAGCCUUUCUUUCAUUCCCUCUCUGAAAAGUAUUCCAACGUGAUAUUCCUUGAAGUAGAUGUGGAUGACUGUCAGGAUGUUGCUUCAGAGUGUGAAGUCAAAUGCAUGCCAACAUUCCAGUUUUUUAAGAAGGGACAAAAGGUGGGUGAAUUUUCUGGAGCCAAUAAGGAAAAGCUUGAAGCCACCAUUAAUGAAUUAGUCUAAUCAUGUUUUCUGAAAAUAUAACCAGCCAUUGGCUAUUUAAAACUUGUAAUUUUUUUAAUUUACAAAAAUAUAAAAUAUGAAGACAUAAACCCAGUUGCCAUCUGCGUGACAAUAAAACAUUAAUGCUAACACUUUUUAAAACCGUCUCAUGUCUGAAUAGCUUUCAAAAUAAAUGUGAAAUGGUCAUUUAAUGUAUUUUCCUAUAUUCUCAAUCACUUUUUAGUAACCUUGUAGGCCACUGAUUAUUUUAAGAUUUUAAAAAUUAUUAUUGCUACCUUAAUGUAUUGCUACAAAAAUCUCUUGUUGGGGGCAAUGCAGGUAAUAAAGUAGUAUGUUGUUAUUUGUUA
Messenger RNA from Homo sapiens (human), 737 nucleotides. It is a transcript of the gene TXN, whose product is annotated as thioredoxin. The record is from RefSeq and is marked reviewed. Lineage: Eukaryota; Metazoa; Chordata; Mammalia; Primates; Hominidae. Gene Ontology annotation, cellular component: nucleus; cytoplasm; extracellular region. Bases 73 to 390 code for a protein of 105 amino acids. Gene Ontology annotation, molecular function: protein-disulfide reductase activity. Gene Ontology annotation, biological process: cellular homeostasis. The transcript is spliced from 5 exons.